ACCGGAGCCAGCCGCCCGCCAGCCUCGGCGCCCUCGCUGUCCCCGGGCCCGGGGGCCGGCGCCAUGGCCUGCCGCUCCUGCGUCGUCGGCUUCAGCAGCCUCAGCAGCUGCGAGGCGAGCCCGGCAGGACGCCCCUGGUCCGGCUCCUCCGGAUGGGGCAGCUGCGGGGCCCCCGGGCCGGGCUUCAGCUCCCGAAGCCUGACCGGCUGCCGGCCGGCGGGCGCCAUCCCCAAGGUGACGGUCAACCCCAGCCUGCUGGUCCCGCUGGACCUCAAGGUGGACCCGGCCAUCCAGCAGCAGAAGAACCAGGAGAAAGAGGAGAUGAAGGUGCUCAACGACAGAUUCGCCUCCCUGAUCGGCAGAGUGCAGGCCCUGGAACAGCGCAACCAGCUGCUGGAGACGCGCUGGCGCUUCCUGCAGAGCCAGGACUCGGCCCCCUUCGACCUGGGGCACCUGUACGCCGAGCACCAGGGCCGGCUGCAGGAGGAGCUGCGCAAGGUCAACCAGGAGCGCGGCCAGCUGGAGGCCAACCUGAUGCAGAUGCUCCAGAAGGUGGAGGAGUUCCGGAUCCGGUAUGAGGAGGAGAUCUCCAAGCGCACGGACAUGGAGUUCACCUUCGUGCAGCUGAAGAAGGACCUGGACGCCGAGUGUCUCCGCCGCACGGAGCUGGAGACCAAGCUGAAGGGGCUGCAGAGCUUCCUGGAGCUGAUGAGAACCGUCUACGAGCAGGAGCUGAAUGACCUAACAUCCCAAGUGAGGGACGUGAAUGUGACUGUGGGCAUGGACAGCCGCUGCCACAUCGACCUGAGCGGCAUCGUGGAGGAAGUGAAAGUCCAGUACGAUGCCAUCGCAGCUCGAAGCCUGGAGGAGGCAGAGGCGUACUCCCGGAGCCAGCUGCAGGAGCGGGCCGCCCGCUCGGCCGAGUAUGGAAGCAGCCUCCAGAGCUGCCGCAGUGAGAUCGCAGACCUCAACGUGAACAUCCAGAAGCUCAGGUCCCAGAUCCUCUCCGUCAAGAGCCACUGCCUGAAACUGGAGGAGAACAUCAAGGCAGCCGAGGAGCAGGGCGAACUGGCCUUCCAGGACGCAAAGGCCAAACUGGCCCAGCUGGAAGAAGCUCUGCAGCAGGCCAAGCAGGACAUGGCGCGCCAGCUGCGCGAGUACCAGCAGUUGAUGAACACCAAGCUGGCCCUGGACAUCGAGAUCGCCACCUACAGCAAGCUGGUGGAGGGAGAGGAGAGCCGGAUGGACCUGCCUUCAACGGCCGUAGUCAGCACUGUGCAGUCCAGGCCCAGAAUCGCGGCGUCCAAGGGCGGCGUCCCGAGAGCCCCCUCCCGAAAGAAGAAGAACAAAAAGGGGCCCGUGAUCCAGAUCACCGAGAUGUCCGAGAAGUUCCUCCUGCAGGAGUCGGAGGCUUCAGACUAAGGCCUUGGGCUCCCACUGCGGCAGGCGGCACUUAAGCCAGACUCCAGCAAGCACCAGGCCUGGAGGGAGGCAGGCCUGAUCCUGAACUGAGAGUUCCAAAGAGCGCUUGCCCAGUGGGGGCUGCAGGAUGGGGGCGAGAGUAGCCUCCUCACCAUCACCAGCCUGCAGCCCUGCCCGCCAGCCACCAGAGACCUCCCCAUGACCACUGGAAUUGAACAAGGUCCGCCUUGUCUGGGCUCCUUGCUCCCCUGGGUCUCCUCUCCCCGCACAUCCCCUUUUGGCCCGGCCCUUGCCUCAGACUCCCAUCUCCAGCCUGGCCUGGCCUCUGCCUCCGAAGGGAGGCUGCUGCCCGCGUCCCCACUGACCGGCAGCCUCGGCCCUGGCUGAGGAGUACUGGAUCCGGAGCUUCUGGGAAACUGGGUGCUAAGUUCCCCCUGGCUUUCCACCCCCGGGUCCCCAGAGACCUGACAGUAUUAUGGGAGGGAGGAAAGAGGGUCACAGGUGUUUGGGACUGGGUUUCUAAGGGAGGUAAUCCAGACACACACACACACACACACACACACACACACACACACACACACACACACAUGCCCCUUCUCCUGCAUAGCCCUUUCAGCAGACACAGUGCAGGCUAGGCCCAGAAUAUUCCAGAAGCUGUUCUUGCCAUGAUGAGUGCCCUGGGGGCAGAGUCCCGGCCGGGAGUGACACCUGUUCUCACCUCCACUCUGCCCAUUCUCUGCCUCCUCCCAGCCACUCCACAGCCCGAAACCUGGCUUCGGGGGUCCGCGUCCCGGACACCCCAGGGCCACUUCCCAGGAGUCCCACUCAGAGUCACUCACCCACAGCCCAGCCAUUCCCCCUUCAUUCCCUCCGGAGCCCAGGGCCCCACGCCCCGGCCCCGACCUCGCCUCUGUGCCUGCUCCCAGCCUCGGUCAGGCCGGGCAGGCCUGGGAGCCGCUGGACCCCAGAGGGAGGUUGGGGGCCUCAUAGCACCCUCUAGGGAGCUCCAGCCACGAGAAACUCUGCCUCCCACCAAAGUUUCGGGGCUGGAGGAAGCUGUGCCUCCCUUCUCGGGGCCAGCAGCUUCAGCCUCCCCUUCUGCCUUCUCCCGUGCCUCCUCUCCCCUGCCUGCCCCUUGCCUCACCUCCUCCUCCAGCCCCAUCUUGGGUUCCCUGUUUUCUCACUCAUUUUCCAGGACCGGGUGGCCCAAGGUCUUGACCCCAACUAGGCCUAAGUCCUCCGGGCCGAUAGGGGGCGCCAAAGGGCUGCUGGCACUUGGGCUGGAAGAGACUCAGAUGUAUCCGUCGAAUCCCAAAAGGGUGUUGAUUGCUGCUUUUUCUCCACCUAUUUAUUGGUUUCCAAGGGAGCAAAUCCUCAGUGGGGAUACAAGUAUAUAAAGUAUAUAUAUUAUUUUUUCAUAACUUAUGUCGCUUUUAACUUAUUGCUUCUCUUCCUAUCUCUGCAUAAUCCAUGCCAUAUAUUAUACUGUCUGGAUAGAGAACAUGUAUGCCAGCUGCCCUGCCCACUGGCUAGCUCUGGGUGUCAAUAAAGUGCU
Sorex araneus (European shrew) is the source of this 2977-nucleotide messenger RNA. RefSeq names its product keratin 80 (gene KRT80). Gene Ontology annotation, cellular component: keratin filament. NCBI's taxonomy places the organism in Eukaryota, Metazoa, Chordata, Mammalia, Eulipotyphla, Soricidae. The record is from RefSeq and is a predicted model, not a curated record. The transcript is spliced from 9 exons. Gene Ontology annotation, molecular function: structural constituent of skin epidermis. Gene Ontology annotation, biological process: intermediate filament organization; keratinization. The coding region runs from base 64 to 1422 and encodes 452 amino acids.